Spodoptera frugiperda (fall armyworm) is the source of this 1870-nucleotide messenger RNA. RefSeq lists its product as uncharacterized. The coding region runs from base 74 to 1546 and encodes 490 amino acids. The transcript is spliced from 3 exons. Gene Ontology annotation, molecular function: peptidase inhibitor activity. The record is from RefSeq and is a predicted model, not a curated record. Lineage: Eukaryota; Metazoa; Arthropoda; Insecta; Lepidoptera; Noctuidae.
AUAAAAUUGUACCAAUUGGUCUAAUUACUUUCCUUUCGUUGGAUAAUCAUUCUUUAUUCAAUCCACUAGCGCUAUGUGGCUUUUAUCUUCUUUCUCUUUAUAUAUUUCUAUUAAUAUAGUUACAUCUAAUGUGGAUAACCUGCAACACCCGAUCAAGCCCUGUCACAUAGGAGAUGUGGUGGAAAACGAAUGCAACAGAUGCACAUGCUCCUCAAAAACCGUAUUCGAAUGUAAAACUUUAGACUGUAAAAAGAAUUCAACUCACAUUGAUCUCGAUGAUAUCAAACAAUUUUGCUAUCCUAACCAAUUAUACGUACAAGACCUGAUGACCUGCAUCUGUACUAAGGAUGGGAGAUGGCCACAUAAGAGCUGUAGCGACACCUUCCAAGUUUUGGCACCAGCUACAAUUAAGACACAUAAAUGCACACCCGACUCCUACGUUCGUAUUGAUUGUAAUGUGUGCAGAUGUGGCCCCGACGGCCAAAUCGUCAAUGACCGCUGCACAAGAAACGCAUGCGAGGAAGAUGCUUUUCGAAGAACUUCUACAAAAUCUAACAAUAUCUAUAGCAAGUGCGAAGUUAAAAACUGGUAUUCGCUAGCUCCCUGUCAAUUCUGUUACUGCGUCAAUGAAAACAAACUCAUAUGCAAUACAGGCAGUGACUAUUCCAAACAGUUAGAAUUAGGCUCCUAUAAUCUGAGGAUUUGUGGCACAGAUUUGAUAAGAGAAGCUCUCGAACUAGUCCCCGAGAGCCAGAGGCCAUUGAGACUUUCGUUUUCAGCGAAUACCAGUACACAUCCACAUAAACCACGUUCAGUAAAUACUAGUACAAUUUCAGUAUCAAAAUUCAAGAAUGUUUUGAAGCCAAAGAAGGGACUGAAAAUUGAAAGAAAUGAAGUAAAGCAAGAGAGCAAUGAAACCAAAACUCAGUUUCUAACUCUAGGCAAGGAAAGUAACUCUAGUAGUAGUAGUAGUAGUGAAGAAUAUUAUUCUGAUACAGAGGAACAAGUUGUGGAAAAAUCAACAGCUGCUCCGGUGCGCUCGUACAAACAAAGUACUGUAAAACCUAUUAAAAUACUCUUGCCACCUGUUAUGCCUAAGCAAACACUAUUAAAAUUGCAAUACCCGGCACCAGAAGCGGAUGAGAUUAAUAGCGUUAGAAUUGAUGAAGAUAUCGAUGACGACUCUAGUUCUUCGGAAGACGGGGUUGAUAUUGAAGUUCAGAGUACACCAACGAUUUCACCCUCGGCUACAAUAUCCCUACCAGCUGCAUUGACGCUAGACGUAAAAACAUUACAAGAGUUAGCAAAAGGAGUUAAAUCGGCUGAAUACCAAUACGUUGGUGACACAUUGAACAUUAAUCUUCCUAGAGUAUUGAAUAAAGUGUUUCAAGUGGCUCUAAGGAAAUCGAUGGUGUCUCUAUCAAGCGGAACGAAGUGCACACCCGGGGAAACGACCACUAACGGCUGCAACUCAUGUUUUUGUUUAAAAAAUAGUAAAUUGUUAUGCACUAAUAAUAUUUGUCUUCGAGAAAAACGGACAAAAUAAAGAUUCAUCUUAUUUUAAAUAAAGGGAAUUUCAUUCAUCCUAAACCUAACCUAACCUAACCCAAACCUAACCCAAACCUAACCCAAACCUAACCCAAACCUAACCCAAACCUAACCCAAACCUAACCCAAACCUAACCCAAACCUAACCCAAACCUAACCCAAACCUAACCCAAACCUAACCCAAACCUAACCCAAACCUAACCCAAACCUAACCCAAACCUAACCCAAACCUAACCCAAACCUAACCCAAACCUAACCCAAACCUAACCCAAACCUAACCCAAACCUACCCCAAACCUAACCCAAACCUAACCCAAACCUAAC